Messenger RNA from Saprolegnia parasitica CBS 223.65, 1588 nucleotides. RefSeq lists its product as hypothetical. The transcript has 13 exons. The coding region runs from base 6 to 1550 and encodes 514 amino acids. NCBI's taxonomy places the organism in Eukaryota, Oomycota, Saprolegniomycetes, Saprolegniales, Saprolegniaceae. The record is from RefSeq and is a predicted model, not a curated record.
CGCCCAUGUUCAGCGUGCUCGACCAGAUUGCACCGGCGGCGAUCGCGCGCCGCCCGCGCAACUACUACGCCGUCCCCGAGACGUGUCCGUUUGCAGCGACGCCCGGCAUUAGCUUUGAGAUUGCGCUGCCCAAUGAGACGAUGGUCCUCGGCGACAGCCGCGUGUUUCUCAUCUUCGGCGCCACUGCGUCGCCCAAGGACGGCAUGACGUCGGCGCAGUCGGCGUUCUUUGCUCAAGACGUGGCGAACGUCCGCUCGAUCACGUUUGACGCGGCGGCGUUCAGCGUGCCGGGGGCGCUGGGAUUUCUGCCUCCGAGCCUCGGUGGCUGGACCGCCGACAACUGCUUUGUCCAAGCGUUUAUCAAUGCGAACCCGCUCGACCCGGAUCCGAUGACGUGUGUCGGCAACCUCUACAGUGUGCCAACGCGCCUCGACUGGUCGCGACUCUGCGCCGACGCGCCCACCACGCUAACGCUCUUGGCAACCGAGACGGUCCACGCCACGAUCGAGCCGCCAACUUCGGAGUUCCUUCACAAGAUGACGAUCACGAGCCGGCUCCUCACCGCGCACCACGGCCGGUGUAUCGAGAUGAUGGCUGCGAUCACGCUUCCGCCGCAGUACGACCCAGCGAUCGCCUACCCGACCGUCUACACCAUUGAAGGCUUUGGUGGCACCGAGACGUACCUGCAGCGGGCCUACGCGUUUUUGGAGAGCGACAUGGGUCUGCGCUGGCAGUCAGGCACGUGGCCAGAAGUGCCGAUGCUGCGGAUCGUCCUCGGCUCGCGCAUGACGUACGGCCACACGUCGUUUGCCGAUUCGGAGACCAACGGACCGUGGGCGACCGCGCUGAUCACGGAGCUUCUUCCAGCGAUCGAGGCCAAGUAUCCAUCCCACGGACGCUACCUAAUGGGCCAUUCGUCGGGCGGCUGGUCGACGCUCUGGUUGCAGCUGCAGUACCCUAGCGUCUUUGACGGGACAUGGAGCAGCGCCCCCGACCCCGUCGACUUUACAUGCUUUCAGCUGGCCAACAUUUACGAAGACGACAACAUCUACUGGGAUUCCUAUGGGCGCCAAGUGCCCAUGAGUCGCGAGCUUCCUUGGCUCACGGCCAAGCUGGCCAACCAAAUCGAGUGGGUUUACGGUCGGGCCAAUGGCGGGCAGUGGGACGCGUUUCCCGCCAUCUUUAGCCCCCGACGCAGUGACGGCACCCCCGCCCCGCUCUUUGACAAGGUCACGGGCGAUAUCGAUCGCGGCGUUGCCCACACGUGGAAGCGCUUUGACAUUUGCCGGCUCUUGCAAGCGCAGCCCGAGCUACUGAGCACGACCUUGGCAGGCAAGGUCCACGUUGUGUGCGGCCGCGACGAUACCUACUACCUGGACCGCGCGUGUCGCAAGCUCCAAGGGCUCGUGCACGCGCCGGCGUCGGAAGCGAGUGGCAACUACGUGCGCAUGGUCCCUGGCAACCACAGCACCAUCAAGACGCAAACGCUGUUUGAUGGCUUCUUUGCCGAGAUGGUGGCCGCCCACCGUCAACAAUACGGGUCCAUGUAGAUCAUAGCCCUAUCCCUUGAUACUCCUUUCUAUUGCGA